UCCUGCUUUCCUAGGUUGCCGGUCAGAAACACGUAGGCCUGGCGGGGGCGACCUGUAAGAGCUAGCUGUCCCCGAGCCGCCCCUGGGUCCGCACGGGCAGAGCUCCACCUCCCGGAGCCAGGGGAACUGCCGGCCCAACUGCGCCGGCGCCGCCCCCGACCCCUGCCGCGCGAGAGCGUCGGUUGCCAUGGAACCGCCUGGCCGCGCCGUAGCCACUGAGCGACCCAGGCCACAAACCGACGGACUUGGGGCGCCGCCACCGAAGAGCUGUCUUCUGUCUCCCAGGAUGGAAGAGGGUGCUGGCCUGUUCCUGCACAAGGAGCUUGUGGAUGACCUCGUAGAGGAUGAAGCAGAUGAAUUGGAGGAUCCAAAGUUUGAGACGGAAUGUGGUCCCCUGGGAACAGAGAACACCGCUGCCCCCCACCACCCCUGUCCCAGGAAGGAGAGAAGCCCCGAUGCCCAGAAAGCAAGGACACCAACCACGGUCAGAGACAGGGUGCAGGCGUGCCAGCUGCGCAGGAGCCUGGACCUGCUGGACAGGGCGCAGGAAGAGAAGGACCUGUUCCUCCAGAAGACCAGAGAGGAGCUGUGCGCCUGUCACCACAGGAUGGACGUCCUGAGCAAGCAGCAGGCGAGCGUGGCUGCCCAGGUGGCCCAGGAGAGGAAGUCCAGCAACAUGGCAGCGGUGGGCCGCCUGCAGGCCGCAUCCCGACGCCUGCACCUGGAGCUGGAGGGUGAGCGUGACCUGCACGCGAGACUCGGGACCGUGCUGCAGGAGAGCGAGAACACCAUGUGGCACCUCGAGGUCAAGAAGGGGCAGCUGGAGGGCGUCCGGAAGUGCAACCGUGAGGAGGCCAAGGCCAGGGAAGGGUUCCUGCGGGCUCACACAGCCCAGCAGCUCCGCAGGGAGGAGGAAGCCUCGGGGAAGGCAGAGAGGAACCGCCGGCUCCGGAUCCGGAGGUCCUUGCACACCCAGAGGGAGCUGGGGCUCAGGCACCAGAAGCUGGUAGAAGAUGCCCAGAAGAACCACCGGGUGGCGGUGAAGUUCCUGAAGGCCUCCCUGGGCCGGAUCCGGGAGCGAGAGCGGCAGGAAGAGCUGGAGUCCCAUGAGCACCUGCAGCGGCGCAUGGAGGCCGUACUGGCACUGAAGAACAGCAUUGCCACCAACCGGGAGACGCUGCGGAAGUUUCAGGCCUGGGGCCGGGCCCGGGCGGAGCAGGAGGAGCAGCAGGCCCAGGCAGAGCAGCAGGCAGUCCUGGCCCAGGGCAGGGACGCCUUCAAGCACCUUUCCCACCAGCGCCGCCGCCAGGAGCUGGAGGCGCAGAGGCGGGCCUUCGAGGAGGAGCAGAAGCUCCGGAAGCAGGAGAUCGUCAGUCGGAUCCUGAAGGAGGAGGCCCAGGAGGAAAGCCUCAGGAAGAGACAGCGGCCCCCGGCCAAGGCCACUGCGCUCCGGACGCUGAGGGACCGGACCUGGAGCUACAUCGCUGCCUUCUGUGAAGGGAAGGCGGCCCCCGUAGCUACCAGGCACUCGCUGGACCUCCAGGCAGUGAUGGACCCCAUGUCCCUGCUGCUGAAAGCCUCCAGCGAGUCCAUGCAAAUGAUGCCUGCAGCCACCAACCUGGAGGAGGAGACGCUGGCUGAGCCAGAGAUCCCUGGGCUGUGGAGCGAGGACCACAGGCAGUACCAGGUGCCCAAGGAGGACAUGGACCGGAAGCCUGUGGGCGGGACAAAGAUGGACAAGGACAUCCUGGCCUGCACGCUGGAGCGACUCCGCAGCGGGGUGGUCCACAAGCAGGUGGCCUCCGGCCGGGAGUUCAAAGGCCGCCCAUUCAACAGCAAGCCUGAGCACAUCCACUUCAAGGACUUUGAUGUUGGCAAAGUGUACAAGAAGAAGAUCACAUUGAUAAACGCCACCUACACACUCAACUACUGCAAGCUGGUGGGCGUGGAGCAGCACCUCCGGGACUUCAUCCGCGUGGACUUCGACCCUCCCGGCCCCUUGUCAGCGGGGAUGUCCUGCGAGGUGCUCGUUACUUUCAAGCCCAUGAUAAACAGAGAUCUGGAAGGGAGCGUCUCCUUUCUGGCUCAGACAGGCGGAUUUUCUGUCCCACUGAAAUGCUCAACAAAGAAAUGUUCUCUGUCCCUGGACAAGAAGCUCAUCAGCUUUGGCAGCUAUGUGGUGGGAGAGACCACGUCCCGCACCAUCACGCUGACCAACGCCGGGGGCCUGGGCACCGCGUUCCAGGUCCUCCCGGCCUCUGAGCCCUUCGAGCUGGAAGAUUCCCAGUCCGUCCUGAAAGUGAGUAGCCUGUACACCCUCGAGGACAGAAAUCUCACGCUCGGUGUGUCUGACACACUGCUGGAAGCCAGCACUUCCUCCCUGCCUGGCAGCCAGAGCCAGAAGGAGUCGGUGCAGUCGGAGGAACUCAAGGGUGCACCUACAGCCAGCGGCGUGGUGACGAUCCCCAGCGAGGCCCAGGCGGAGAUCAUGCUGGGCGAGGUGACCGAGGGGGAAAUCGGGCCCUUCAGCUCCGUCAGAGUACCGGUGCUCUUCACCCCAGCCCUUCCGGGCGAGGUCCAAGCCAGGUUCCAGGUGGUGUUCAAGAACCCGCAGUGCCCGACGCUGUAUUUCAGAGCCACGGGCGUGGCGGUGGACGUGCCAGUGUGGGUGCCCAGGCCAAACGUGGACCUCAAGAUCUGCAUGUACGACCGGCUGUACCAGGACUCUGUGCUCGUGCGCUCAAGGUCGAAGGCGGCCCUGCGCCUGAGGUUUGAGGUAUGCAAGGAGCUCAGAGGCCACCUGGAGCUGCUGCCCGAAACGGGCUACAUCCAGGCCCUGGCAUCCUGCUCUGUGCAGCUCAAGUUCCUGCCCCGACAGACCCUGCCGGAAGACGCCAGGAAUUAUUUUGACAAGGACAGCCGUGUUCUGGAGGCCCCAAUGACAAUCUGGGUGGCUGACCAGACCAAGCCGGUGGGGUUCACGGUGCACGCCAUCGUCACCACCUCGGACCUGGAGCUCCGCCCCUCCUCGGUGGACUUUGGCUACUGUACCAUCUACGAGGCCAUCAGGACCAGCGUCAGCCUUUGCAACCACUCGCUGCUCCCCCAGGAGUUUGGGUUCGUGGGGCUCCCCAAGUUCAUAGACAUCCAGCCCAAUGACGGCUUCGGGACCAUCCUGCCGCUGGAGACGCUGCAGCUUGACGUACUCUUCCAGCCCACCAAGGCCAGGGAGUACAGCUUCCAGCUGGUCUGCAAGUCGGAGAUAAACCGGUGCUUCAAGCUGUCCUGCCAGGCCGUGGGCGUCCACCCGCCCCUGGAGCUGUCCCACUACCAGAUCAAGUUUGCAGCCACUGCGCUGUACGACACUUCGGUGGCCUCACUGUACGUCAUCAACUCCCACCUGGCCACGAGCUCACUGCCCCGCGGGGCCAGCCCAGGGGACCUCUGCCCAGUGGGACCAACAUCUUUCGAGUUCCUGCUGCCCCCGGACGCACCCAUUGCCAUCUCCCCUUUGGUGGGAUCCGUGUUGCCCGGAAAGAGAUGCCUGGUCCGAGUGGCCUUCCAGCCCACGCUGCCCCACCAGCUGGUCAGCCAGGAAGCCCUCCAGACCCCCAACAAAGAAACGCAGGCCAAGCCGCUGCAGAAGGACGCGGCCACCCAGAGGAAGGACAUGAAGGUGCAGGACCAGGCGGGCCAGGGCCCCACCCUUCAGAAACAGGAGCUGGAAGCCAGAGCCGAGGAGUACCAGGCCGCCCAGGCCACUCUGGCCAGAACAUUCCAGGGGCGGUUUGACAAAUUCGUGGUCCCCUGCGUGGUUGCCAGCGGUGAUGUCAAAGACAGGAAUGGGCUGGAGCCCCUGAGCUUCAGCCCCCACAACACGCUGUACCUGGAGCUAUGGUGCCCAGCGGUGGCUCCGGCUAUCGUGGUGACCUCGGACAGAGGCAAAACCAUCAUCAAUUUUGGCAACAUUGCUGUUGGACAACGCAGCCUCAAGAGGGUCUCCCUUCAAAACACCUGCCCCGAGGACCUGGCCCUGGACUUCUCCGUGCUGAACCCCAGAGGCCCCUUCUUCCUGGUGAACACCCCCAGCAAGCUGCGUGCUGGCAAGACACGUGUCCUGGCGGUGUCCUUCUCGCCUCAGGAGAGUGUCCUGGCCCAGGAAGUGCUGGAGAUCAUCACCAAGAGAGGCACGCUCGCCCUCACCCUGCUGGGCGCUGGUGUGGCAUCCGUGAUCACGUGCUCCCUUGACGGCGACGUCCUCGACAUGGGUUACGUGCUUGCCAGAGAGUCUGUCUCCACGAGCUUCAAGCUGCAGAACGACUCCUCGCUGCCCAUCAAGUUCUCCAUGCGGCUGGACAGCCUCUCGGGCUCCAGAGCCUCUGCCCAGCAGGAGCUGCCGAAGUUCCUCACCUCCGGGCCCCAGAGGACAGAUGUUGUGGGGACACAGAACCACAGCGGCCAAAGCGUGUUCAGUGUGGUCCCUGUUGCUGGUGUCCUGGACCCUGGGAGGGCACAGGACUUCACCGUGACCUUCAGCCCCGACCACGAGAGCCUGUACUUCUCUGACCAGCUCCAGGUGGUGCUCUUUGAAAAGAAAGUCUCUCACCAGAUUCGGCUGAAGGGGGCCGCCCGCGAGCACAUGAUGUUUGUGGAGGGCGGGGACCCCUUGGACGUGCCCGUGGAGUCUCUGACGGUGAUCCCUGCCUCUGACCCCGAGCACAGAGAGGGUGAGCUCAGCAUUAGGAAAGGGCAGGGGAGGACGCAACCUCAUGAGCAGUUGGGGGACCCCAGCACCCCCCGGCAAGUGGGUGUACCAGUCCCACAGAGGAGGGCAGGGGAUCCGGGCUGCCAUCCCCAAGGCCAGGCAGGACCCGCCAUGCACCGGGCUCAGAAGGAGUCCACACCCAACUACCCUGCCUGUCCCGGCCACGGCCUCUGCCAAGCCAGUGUCCAGCACCCUCCCUCUGCAGAGGCUGAGGAGCUGAAGCCUGUCCUCCUGACCCUGAACUACGUCCAGCUCGACACACACCAGCCAGCCCCACCUGCCACCAGGGAGCUGCAAGUGGGCUGCAUCCGGACCACGCAGCCGGCUCUAAAGAAGACCGUGGAGUUCAGCCUGGAUGGCAUCACAUGGCUGCAGCACAAGGGCUUCUCCAUCGAGCCCGCAAGAGGCUUCUUGGACCGAGGCCAGACCAAGACCAUCAAUGUCUCCUGGGUGCCGCCUGCUGACUUUGACCCAGACCAGGCACUCAUGGUGUCCACCCUGCUGCAGCUCAAGGGCGAUGUGAAAGAGAACUACAAAGUCAUCUUUGUGGCCCACGUGGUGACUGGCCUCUAGGGCCACAGGAGCCUCUUCCUGCAGCCCCAGACCCUCAUCCCACAGCCAAAGCCCUCCCCAGGCCAGGCCAGGCCAGUCCCGGGGGCUUGAACCCACCUCUGCUGGAUGGGUUCAAUGAAUAGGACCCAGGCUCCUGGUCCUGCGAACAUGGCCACUUCCUGUGGCCCUGGACCAAACCAGCUUGGCCAAGAGCAUCCCCUUCCUGAACCUAGUCCAGCCACAGCCUGCUCCUAACCCGGGUGGAGAAGAGCCCCAGGCCCACCAGGACCCAGCAAAUCAGAGGCCACAGGAGAGCUGUACCAUGCACCCGCCAAUAAACGUUCCGUGAGCUAA
Messenger RNA from Chinchilla lanigera (long-tailed chinchilla), 5671 nucleotides. It is a transcript of the gene Cfap74, whose product is annotated as cilia and flagella associated protein 74. The record is from RefSeq and is a predicted model, not a curated record. Lineage: Eukaryota; Metazoa; Chordata; Mammalia; Rodentia; Chinchillidae. The transcript is spliced from 38 exons. The coding region runs from base 188 to 5338 and encodes 1716 amino acids.